This is a messenger RNA of Bursaphelenchus xylophilus (pine wood nematode), 1054 nucleotides long. The record is from the annotation of a GenBank genome assembly. NCBI's taxonomy places the organism in Eukaryota, Metazoa, Nematoda, Chromadorea, Rhabditida, Aphelenchoididae.
AUGCCUGAGAAGCAGCGAUUACUCAGUUUCGCACCAGCUUUGGCCCGUUGUACAGUAGAAGUGAGUUGAAUUGUUCAAGAAAUUAAAUUGUUUCGUAAUUUUAGGCUUCGUCUUACGGUACUUGCGUUGCACUGAAGGCCGAGAAAGUUCAAACAAAGCAGUGCCAAGAAGAGUUCGAUCGAUUGAUUACUUGUUUCCGUAAGAAUCUGAAGAAAUGAAGGUGAAGAGAGUAAAGAAAGCCAAAAAAAUACUCAACUUCUUCCAUUACAAAUACAAAUUCACAGAGCCUUACCGAGUAUUAUUGGAUGGAACUGUUUGUCAGGCGUCGUUGCAGAACAAGAUCAACCUGAGAGAACAAUUUCCAAAGUAUUUGGAUGGAGCUGUCGAACUAUUUACAACAAAAUGUGUGCUGGAUGAACUGGGUGAGUUGAUUUUAUAUUACUUUAUAAUAAUUGUAAGUUGUUGUUGACUGCUACUAUUAUAGAACGUCUUGGCAAAGAAGUUUAUGGAGCUCUGAAGAUUUGUCAGCAAUUUGAAGUUCUAAAAUGUCCCCAUCAACCGGCUAAAACAGCAACAAAAUGUAUUGAAUAUCUGGCCAGAAGAUCUCAGCAACCCGGGAAGCAGAGAGUCAUGGUGGCUUCACAAGAUGAGGAACUGUUGUUCAAGAUGAGAGACAUGGGCGGAGUGCCUUUGCUAUCCAUAAAAUUCAAUACCAUUUUAUUGGAGAAAGUAGGUUUAUAAAGUAAAUUAUAUAUUUUGCUCUUAGCCGUCAAAAGCAAGUUUAAAUGGAUUUGAAGAGAAGCCGGUAGAAUUAGAGAGGGUCGAGGACUUAAAGAAGAAAAUAUUGGGUGAUGGAGAAGGAGAAGCGAAAAAGAAGAAGAAGAAGAAAAAGAAAGGGAAGAAUCCAUUGUCAUGUCUGAAGAAAAAGAAUAAACAUCUCGAACAGAAGCCAAAGAAGUUAGAAUCAGAAGGAGAAAAGAAGAAAGCGAGACGAAAAAAGAAGAAAGAGGGCGCGCAAAAGAUGCCUCAAGGAGUAAAGGAUGGGCAAAGUUGA